This is a messenger RNA of Trypanosoma conorhini, 582 nucleotides long. Its product is annotated as centrin. Bases 1 to 582 code for a protein of 193 amino acids. Gene Ontology annotation, molecular function: calcium ion binding; enzyme regulator activity. Gene Ontology annotation, cellular component: central plaque of spindle pole body. The record is from RefSeq and is a predicted model, not a curated record. NCBI's taxonomy places the organism in Eukaryota, Euglenozoa, Kinetoplastea, Trypanosomatida, Trypanosomatidae. The transcript has a single exon. Gene Ontology annotation, biological process: spindle pole body organization.
AUGAGUAACCCCUCGAUGCAGGUGACGCCCCCGGGCACGAACUCCCAGCAGCCGCGGGGCGCCAACAAGAACAACGCCGUGUUGGAGCUGACGGAGGACCAGCAGCAGGAGAUCAAGGAGGCCUUCGACCUCUUCGACACCGACGGCAGCGGCACCAUCGACGCGAAAGAGCUGAAAGUCGCCAUGCGGGCGCUUGGCUUUGAGCCCCGCAAGGAUGAAGUGCGCCACCUGCUGAUGUCCAUCACCGAUGAGCGCGGGGCGUCGGGGGCCGACGCCCCCGCCGGCACCGGUGCCGGUGGCGAGCCGCUGUCGAUCUGCUUUGCGGAGUUCAUGGAGCUCAUGGCCCGCAAGAUGACGGAGCGCGACUCGCGCGAGGAGAUGCUGAAGGCGUUUCACCUCUUCGACAGCGACAAGACGGGGAAGAUCUCGUUUAAGAACCUGAAGCGGGUGGCGCAGGAGCUCGGCGAGAACAUGACAGAUGCAGAGCUGCAGGAGAUGAUAGAUGAGGCCGACCGCGACGGUGACGGGGAGGUGAGCGAGGACGAAUUUCUCCGCGUGAUGAAGAAGACAUCGCUCUACUGA